CGGCGCGCUGCAGGCGGGGGCGGCAGUGUUGUGGCUGGGGUAGGGGCAGGGGAGGGCUCGGCUGGGUGCGGGAGGUGGAGGUGCGGCAGUGGCGGAGUCAGCCCGGCCGCCGCCAUGCCCGGCAUUGACAAGCUCCCUAUCGAGGAGACGCUGGAAGACAGCCCCCAGACCAGGUCUUUGCUGGGAGUAUUUGAAGAAGAUGCUGCUGCAAUUUCCAAUUAUGUCAAUCAGUUGUUUCAAGCCAUGCACAGGAUAUAUGAUGCACAGAAUGAAUUAAGUGCAGCAACACAUCUGACUUCAAAGCUUCUGAAGGAAUAUGAGAAACAGCGUUUUCCACUAGGGGGAGAUGAUGAAGUGAUGACUUCCACUCUACAGCAAUUUGCAAAAGUGAUAGAUGAGCUCAGCUCUUGCCAUGCAGUACUGUCAACUCAACUUGCAGAUGCAAUGAUGUUUCCUAUUACCCAGUUUAAAGAAAGGGAUCUUAAAGAGAUACUGACUCUAAAAGAAGUUUUCCAAAUUGCAAGCAAUGAUCAUGACGCUGCCAUUACCAGAUACGGUCGGUUGUCAAAAAGAAGGGAAAAUGAAAAGAUCAAGGCUGAAGUUAUGGAAGAUGUAUAUACUUCAAGGAAAAAACAGCAUCAAACUAUGAUGCAUUAUUUCUGUGCAUUAAAUACUCUUCAGUACAAAAAGAAAAUUGCUAUGCUAGAACCCCUGCUAGGAUACAUGCAGGCUCAGAUAAGCUUUUUUAAAAUGGGUUCAGAAAAUCUUACUGAGCAACUGGAAGAAUUUUUGACCAACAUUGGCACAAGUGUACAGAAUGUUCGCAGGGAAAUGGAUUGUGAAGUAGAAAACAUGCAACAAACUAUAGAGGAUUUGGAAGUAGCCAGUGAUCCACUGUAUCUGCCUGAUCCAGAUACUACGAAAUUUCCUGUUCAUAGAAACCUGACACGGAAAGCUGGCUAUCUCAAUGCAAGAAAUAAGACAGGGCUGGUAUCUUCCAGCUGGGAGAGACAGUUUUACUUCACUCAAGGUGGAAAUCUGAUGAGCCAGGCAAGAGGUGAUGUAGCUGGGGGACUUGUCAUGGAUAUAGACAAUUGCUCUGUAAUGGCUGUGGACUGUGAAGACAGACGGUACUGUUUUCAGAUAACAUCAUUUGAUGGCAAAAAGUCUUCAAUCUUACAGGCAGAGAGUAAAAAAGAUUAUGAAGAGUGGAUAUGCACCAUAAACAACAUAUCUAAACAGAUAUAUCUAAGUGAAAACCCUGAGGAAAUCGCUGCACGUGUGAAUCAGUCAGCUCUGGAGGCUGUUACUCCAUCCCCUUCUUUCCAGCAGAGGCAUGAAAGCAUGCGGCCAGCUGUACAAUCUCGUCCUCCUGCGGCUCGUACUAGCAGUACAGGGUCACUGGGAUCUGAAUCAGCAGGUUUAUCGGCACUUUCCUUGGAUUCACUUGUUGCACCUGACACUCCUAUACAAUUUGACAUAAUAUCUCCAGUUAGUGAAGAUUUUCCUGGUCAAACAAAAUCUUCAGGGCAAUCAGGCAGACGCACAAAUCCUUUUGGUGAAUUGGGAGGCUCAAAAUCUGAAACAGAAGAUUCAAUUCUUCAUCAGUUAUUUAUUGUGAGAUUUCUUGGCUCUAUGGAGGUGAAAUCUGAUGAAAGUCCAGAUGUUGUUUAUGAAACAAUGCGUCAAAUACUGGCAGCUCGUGCCAUCCAUAACGUUUUCCGGAUGACAGAAUCACAUUUGUUAGUCACAUGUGGCUGCUUAAAGUUAAUUGAUCCACAGACACAAGUUACAAGACUACGAUUUCCUUUGCCCAAUGUAGUCUUGUAUGCUACGCAUCAGGAGAAUAAGCGCCUUUUUGGAUUUGUGCUCAGAACCUCAGGAGGGAGAGUUGAGAGCCGCCAAACUUCCAUCUGCUACAUCUUUGAAUCAAAUAAUGAAGGGGAAAAGAUUUGUGACUCUGUUGGACUGGCAAAACAGAUUGCUUUUCAUGCAGAACUGGAUCGAAAAGCAUCAGAAAAGCAGAAAGAAAUGGAUAGAGUCAAAGAGAAACAACAAAAAGAACUGAAUAAACAGAAACAAAUUGAAAAGGAUUUAGAGGAGCAAAGCCGGUUAAUAGCUGCUUCCAGCAGAUCCAACCAGAACAGUGGAGAAGGACAAUUUGUAGUCCUUAGCAGUAGCCAGUCGGAAGACAGUGAUUUAGGAGAAGAUGGAAAGAAGAAGAGAGAAUCUGAAGCCUAAGUUUGCCUACUUUAUGAAAACUGGAAUCAUGGAUCAAUUUGGUGAAAUGGAACGAGUUCUACAAGAAGUGAAAUGCAGGUGGAGGGUCUGCUGUGUCAUAUAAAAAACUUCAUAAUACGUAGACCCUAUAAUGCCUUGAUCAUUCUUUUUCAAUUAAGUGAUUUCCAUUUUCAUGUCAGUAUAAUUUCUCUUCUAUAUGACAUGUAGCAUGGUGAUGCUACCAUGUUUGUUGCAAAAUUAUGUUUUCUCAAGGCUUCUCUGCAGUAAGGAAAAAACUGGGGGGUUUUGUCUCCAUUUACCUCUCUGUGCAAUUGACUGCUCUUGAAGCAAAACUCAAAACUCUUGUUGGACUUCAAUAGUACAUUGAAACUCGUUCUUUACAUGCAGUGUGGACACCACCUUGCUGAAAACAAAAUCGGAUGUCCAAAUAUGACAGUGCUAAGCUUUACCUAACUUGUUGCACAUAACUGUUCUUAAAUUUAGAAGGAAGAAUCCUUAAUGACAUCAGUGAGAUGUGCAAUAGUUCUAGAUAGAAGGAUCUUAUUUUUUGUUUCAUAUUGCACUGUAUGAUACUGUCUUGAUUUCUUCAGUGAAUAUAAUGCUGAAAGACUUCUUUCACCAAAAGGAAAAAAUACUGUCAGAGCUAGGUAGAAGAUGAGAUGCAGUUGCACUUUGCUGCGUGAGGAAUGUAUAAAGCAUUCCUUAUCAAAUGAUAAGAAUAAUGUAUAUACUCUUGUAGCACAAGUGCCAUGUUCUUGGCUUUUCCCCGGUAGUGUAAUGAAAAGCUGUAAGCCUUCGAGUUCACUUUUUAUAAAACAGGCUUAGAGUUGCAGGAACAUCUUGAAUUCCAUCAUUUUAAAAAUCUAAUGCAUAUGUAAAUGCCUUGCCACCAGUAGACUACACUUACUGAAAAGGAGUUGAGGCUCUUUAAGCCUUUUUAUGGAAAUUAGUUUUACAAACAGAAUGUACUUAGCUCUGAAGUAAGAGGCUAUGCUAAUCCUACAUCCUAGAGUCAAUCCUGUAAAGUGUGUUUCAGAGCAGUAUCUGUUUACAGCUUCUAAUCUGAACUCCAUAUUCCAUACCCUAUGUAAUAUUUAUUUUGUAUAGUACUAAAUGCGCAUUCACCUUUUGCUCCAGAAGAGAAAACUUGUUUGAAGAGAAAUAUUUAUUUUUGCACUAAUUACUAUAAAUACUAAAAUCCAGUGGAACAGAAUAUAUCUCUCUAAUAGUGGCAUGAAGAUAACAAAGUAUAGAAAGAGAAGAAUAUACUUAUACUCCAAGUUAUAACAGUUACGAGUGUUUUACAGUUCACUGCAGGGCAUUUCUGGUGUUCAGGAAUGGAAGCAAUUUUCACACCACCUCCUGAUCAGCUGGUGAUGGCCCAGCCGUUCAUUGCUGGAGCUGCUCAGUGCCAAUACAGUAUGUGAGGAAUUUCAAGACCUCUCUGCUCCAUGCCUGUAGGUGCAGGGAGGGAUCAGUGUCCUUAGCCCUCCUCAUGUGCUGGAGUGGUCCUGUGCUGGCAGCACUUCCCUUUUGGUGCACAAGUUCCCAGCCUCUGGCUCCUGUCACAGGAGAUCGGGGAGUAGUGCAGCCCUUGCAGCACUGGGCAAGAUUGACAGAGCCGAGUUCCUGGAGCACUGCAGCCUGGGGAAGGGCUUCAGCAACUGGGGAAGGGGUGACACUAUGCCUUCCUUGAGAGAGAAGGGGAGGCUGCAUCUCCACAUUCUCUUCCUGAGUUAGUUAGCAAGGCUUGCUUCAGUACAUUUUUUGUCACCAGAGUAGCCUGUCACUUGCAGAAAUUUUGCUGUUGCCCAGUCAGACCAGACGGUGUUGCCCUGUGGCCAGAUUUGGCUUGAGUAUUGUCACAUGGACCACACACAUCUGAGGCUUUUGUCUGAAGAAAGAGUGGCAUUUUUAUUUUGUCCUCUGUUCUCUGCUUUCAUCCAUAGGACACUUUAUAUUCUUGCCAACAAAAGGGUGCAGAGGCAACAAACCCUUUUUUUUUUUUUUUCCCUUUUUUGUGCCUAAAUCCUGGCUUACAGAUCAUUGCAUGGUAGCCAGGUUGUCUCUGCAGAUCACUCCAGUUCAGGUUUCUCUGUUCGUCUGUUGGUUUUCACUUACUGCUAGUUCUCUUUUCUAUCAAAUAAUAUGGCAGUAUAGCUCAAGGUUACUGGGUCUUACUGUAUCUUCCUCAGGUAUGUGCUGAAAAUGAAGUAGUUUUGGAACAGCACAGGAAGAAUAGGAAAUUGGUGGUCUCCAGUUUCUAGAAUGUACUCACCCAGCCUGUCGAUUGUGUUGAGCAGUUUAGCUGCAGUAGCCCCAGCUCCAUAUGGAAGAGUUAAUAGAUUAGCAGUCUCAUCAGAAAGCACUUCUGAUGUAUAGCCUGUUUUGCAUUAGCGUUAUUGAAGGAAUGUCAGAAAAUUGAAUGGCUACAUUUUUUCUUGAAACCCACCAUUACUAUUUCAGACAUAAAUCUGUAAAGAUGAUGAAGAAAGCAGGAGAGUAAAGUUGGCAGAUGAAUUUGCUGUCAUACAGGAUUUUUCAGAUUUAGCAAUGCAUAAGUGGAAUUGCUCCAUUUGCAUAGGUGGAAAGCCUGAAAAGCAAUUAAAUGUAGUUCUCUAAACCAUAUAGGAGUGAAGGGUGUUUUGUUUGUGUUGGAGGAUUCUCAUCCAAACAACUAAAAAAAGGGGGAAAUGAUUGAAGAGAGUAAAAGCAGAUUAAUAUGCAUGAAUGAAAUAAAGGGGGAUAGUUUUGCUUAUUUUGGAGAGUCUCACUGGUAUAAGAUGAGCAAAUAAAAAAGCAUCUAGGAGAGUGAUGGAAGCUGCAGGAGCAAAAGGGAGGUCAGAAGAGAUGAGGAGUUUAACAGGAGUGGUGCACUGAGUGAGCAUUAAGGGGAGGAGCACAAGACUCUUAAGUAGAACCACCUCAGGGCAAAAAAUAGCUGCUGAGGUUUUAUUCAUGCCCUCAUCCUCGAAGUA
Pezoporus occidentalis (night parrot) is the source of this 5219-nucleotide messenger RNA. It is a transcript of the gene APPL1, whose product is annotated as adaptor protein, phosphotyrosine interacting with PH domain and leucine zipper 1. Lineage: Eukaryota; Metazoa; Chordata; Aves; Psittaciformes; Psittacidae. Gene Ontology annotation, cellular component: endosome membrane; cytoplasm. Gene Ontology annotation, molecular function: identical protein binding; protein kinase B binding. Bases 115 to 2241 code for a protein of 708 amino acids. The record is from RefSeq and is a predicted model, not a curated record. Gene Ontology annotation, biological process: signaling; insulin receptor signaling pathway. The transcript has 22 exons.